This is a messenger RNA of Xenopus tropicalis (tropical clawed frog), 6927 nucleotides long. It is a transcript of the gene erbb3, whose product is annotated as erb-b2 receptor tyrosine kinase 3. Gene Ontology annotation, molecular function: protein tyrosine kinase activity; protein kinase activity; transmembrane receptor protein tyrosine kinase activity. The transcript has 28 exons. The record is from RefSeq and is a predicted model, not a curated record. Lineage: Eukaryota; Metazoa; Chordata; Amphibia; Anura; Pipidae. Gene Ontology annotation, cellular component: membrane. Gene Ontology annotation, biological process: cell surface receptor protein tyrosine kinase signaling pathway. Bases 180 to 4223 code for a protein of 1347 amino acids.
UGUGCGAGGAAUGUGUGAGAGAAAAGCGCUGUCAGAGAGUGAGAGUCCCGGCUGCUAACCCUGCGUUCUGCCGUCCGAGCCCUAUCGCACCCAGGAUAUUGUUAUUGGCUUAUUCCUCCCUGCCCGGGCCAUGUGCCAGCUCACUGACUGACACCCAGCGGGACCCACAACUGCCAAGCAUGGGGAUCUUGCCGGGAGGAUGGACUGCCCUGGUGCUGAUCUGCUGCCUUGUGACUAUGGAGCCAGUGACAAGCCAGAAUGUGUGUUCUGGAACAAUGAAUGGUCUCAGUGUGUCUGGUGACUCCGACUACCAGCUCUUCACCUUGAAGAACAUGUACAGUAACUGCCAAAUUGUCAUGGGCAACCUGGAGAUUGUACUAAUUGAUAACAAAGGGGACUUGUCCUUUCUAACGUCCAUACGGGAGGUGACUGGAUAUGUUCUGAUUGCUGUAAAUAUUUUCACUUACCUGCCACUCGAAAAUCUACGUGUGAUCCGAGGGGCCCACCUCUACGACAAAAAGUAUGCUCUGUACAUGUCACUCAACAACCAGAUUAAUGGCUCGUUGGGCAUAGAAAAACUUGGCUUCCACAAGCUGACAGAAAUCCUGGCUGGAGGAGUUCACAUAACCAAAAAUGAUCACCUGUGCUUCACUGACACUAUUAACUGGAAAGACAUUGUACAAGAUUCUAAAGCAGCGAUUGAGAUCGAGUCUAAUUCAAAAGCAUGCAAACCCUGUGACCAGGCGUGUGAUGGAAAUUGUUGGGGACCAGAAAAGACAGAUUGUCAAACAUUGACAAAGACCGUUUGUGCAGAGCAGUGUAACGGACGUUGCUUUGGCAAGAACCCUACUGAGUGCUGUCAUGAUGAGUGUGCUGGGGGCUGCACAGAUUCCUCAAACCUGAAGUGCUUCGUAUGUCGUCACUUUAAUGAUAGCGAAGCCUGUGUCCCACACUGUCCUCAGCCACUGAUUUACAACAAACUAACCUUUCAACUGGAACCCAAUCCAGAUGCCAAAUAUCAAUAUGGAGGCUCGUGUGUCAAAAGUUGCCCUCGAAAUUUUGUGGUAGACCAAAGCUCCUGUGUUCGUGCGUGUCCCAGUAACAAAAUGGAAGUUGAAAAAAAUGGGGUUAAGAUGUGUGAGCCAUGUUCAGGGCUGUGCCCCAAAGCCUGUGAGGGGACUCUGCAUGGAAGUACAUACCAGACUGUGGAUUCCAGUAAUAUUGACAAGUUCAUUAACUGCACCAAAAUCCUGGGGAAUCUGGACUUCCUUACUAUUGGAAUUGAUGGAGAUUUGUGGAGAAAUAUCACAGCUCUAGACCCCAAAAAACUAAGCGUCUUCAAGACAGUGAAGGAAAUCACUGGGUACCUGAACAUUCAGUCUUGGCCAAAGAGCCUGACAGACUUCAGUGUGUUCUCCAGCCUCAGUACGAUUGGUGGACGGACUCUCCAUACCCGAGGCUUCUCACUACUUGUGAUGAAAAACAGCAACGUGACCUCAUUGGGGUUCCGCUCACUGCAGGAAAUCAGCGCGGGGAAAGUAUAUAUUGCAGAGAACCAGAAUCUCUGCUAUUGUGACACUGUGAACUGGACAUCUUUGUUCCCAACAUACCCUCGCCAGAGCACUGAAAUCAAGGGAAACAGAAAGAAGAAUAAGUGUGUGGAGGAAGGGAAGGUAUGUGACCCUCUCUGCUCUAACAAUGGAUGCUGGGGUUCUGGGCCAGACCAGUGUUUAUCCUGCAGAAAUUACAGCAGAAAUGGAGUAUGCCUGCAAUCCUGUAACUUCACUGAAGGAGAUGAACGGGAAUAUGCCAAGGCAGGUGUAUGCCUUAAAUGCCACGAAGAGUGUCAGAAAAUGGAGGGAAGGUUGUCUUGCAAUGGAUCUGGCCCUGAUGGUUGUGUGCAAUGUGUUAACUAUAGGGAUGGUCUACACUGUGUGAGCCAAUGUCCCAAUGGGAUUUUAGGAAAAGACAGGCCAAUCUUCAAGUACCCAGAUGCCAACAAGGACUGUCAGCCAUGCCAUGAAAACUGUACUCAUGGGUGUACAGGACCUGAAAUUAAACACUGCACUGGAAUCGCUGCCCCUAUAAUUUCAAGUAACACUCCCACAGUGGUGGUAGCAGCAGUAGUGGCCACUUUCUUUGUCCUGUGCUGCUGUGCCCUGCUUGGUACACUUUACUGGAGAGGACAGAAAAUCCGCAAUAAACGUGCUAUGAGGAGGUACCUGGAGAGGGGUGAGUGUUUGGAUAUGCUGGAUCCUUCAGAAAAAACAAACACCGUGCAGGCUCGGCUCUUCAAAGACACAGAACUGAAGAAACUGAAGAUCUUGGGCUCCGGAGUAUUUGGCACAGUGCAUAAGGGUGUCUGGAUACCCGAUGGUGAGUCGAUCAAGAUACCUGUCUGUAUUAAAGUUAUACUAGACCGGACCGGUCGCCAGACCUUCCAUGCAGUUACUGAUCACAUGCUAGCAAUUGGAAGCCUGGACCAUACCUACAUUGUGCGUUUGUUGGGGAUAUGCCCAGGCUCACAGCUCCAGCUGGUCACAGCAUACCUGCCAAUGGGAUCGCUGCUUCAACACGUGCGCAAAAACAAGGAUUCUGGUGCCAUUGGUCCUCAGCUUCUUCUUAACUGGUGUGUGCAAAUUGCAAAGGGUAUGUGUUACUUGGAGGAACAUCGAAUGGUUCAUAGGAACCUAUCUGCUCGGAAUGUCCUUAUGAAAAGUGUCAAUCAGGUGCAGGUAUCAGACUAUGGAGUGGCAGACUUGCUGUACCCAGAUGACAAGAAGUUUUGCUACAAUGAGAUCAAGACUCCCGUGAAAUGGAUGGCUCUGGAAAGUAUACACUUUGGGAAGUACACUCAUCAGAGUGACGUAUGGAGCUAUGGUGUUACUCUAUGGGAAAUGAUGACAUUCGGUGCAGAACCAUACACAGGGAUUCGUUUGUCAGAAGUUCCUGACCUCCUAGAGAAAGGGGAGCGACUAUCCCAACCACAAAUAUGCACCAUUGAUGUCUACAUGGUAAUGGUGAAAUGCUGGAUGAUUGAUGAAAAUAUUCGCCCUACGUUUAAAGAACUCGGAAAUGAAUUCACCCGUAUGGCUAGGGAUCCACCUCGCUACCUGGUUGUUACGCGCAAUAGUGAUGCACUUCAGUCCCCACUCCCAGGGGAUCCACCACCUCUGUCUGAGAAACAAGUGAGUGAUCUGGAGUCUGACGUGGACACUGACCUUGAGUCUGAAGACAUGGCAAUGCAGCCUAAAACUCCAACUACCCUAUAUGCCUCACGACAAAGAAUUGACUACUCUAGGAGUCAGAGUGCACUGAGCUCUAUCGCUGGGUACCUGCCUAUGAACCAGAGUCUUUGCAGCUCCUCAAGAAAGGGAACAAUGACCUCUGCAGAACCAAUUCCAAGACAUGGGACACGCAGAAGAGAAGACUCACUUGGCCGAACAGUGUCAGAGUCAUCAGAGGGCUGUUGUACUUCUUCAGACCUGGAGACAAUAGAGGAUAAUUCCUAUGGCGGAGGGAGCCUGAGCCACAUUUCUCGCUCUCGCCUUGACAGUGCAUACCGAUCCCAAAGGGAGAGCCUCCUUGUUGGGACCCCUGAUGAUGACAGCGAGUAUAUCAUGCCAGGGCUCAGUCAAAGUGAAAUUUCACGGGAUGGAACACUAACAUCCCAAGGAUCCAGAUCCCUGACACCAUGCCUGGUCAAUGCCACUGAUGAAGAGGAUGAAGAGUAUGAAUACAUGAACAAAAAGAAGCCCAGCUCAAAAGAGAAGCUAGAGUAUGAAUAUAUGGACAUACGUGGAACAGGAGAUGCAAGCAAUGAAUGCAUAGCUUUCUCCCCUGCGGAGGGUGACAAAGAGGGAGACUAUGAGUAUGGAAACAAGGAGGACUACGAGUAUAUGAAUGAAAAAGGGAAAUACACAAGUAGGGAAAGCUUAGGAGAUGGCGACCUGGAGGAGUACACUUAUAUGAACCGGAGUGGGAAAGUAAAGGAUGAAACUAAAACUGAGGAUAAACAGGGCUAUGAAGAUAUGAACUUGGUUGCCAAUCUGCCCCAGCAGUUGGAAAGGCCAACAGUAAUUCCUCAGACCUGCCAUAGAGAGGCAUUGCAAAAAGGGUAUCACCAGCCCCUUAGGGCUUUAGAAGCUAAAGACUGUGCAUUUGACAAUCCAGACUACUGGCACAGCCGGUUGUUUUCUAAGACUGACCUACAGAUGACAUAAGAACUGAAAAUGCAAUUGUAAAAAAACAAACUUCCCACUAAGUUCCAGGAGUGACUGAAUGACCCCCGAGCUAUCUUCUGCUCUCAAAUGAGAAGCAACAUGAAUUCAGUUAUGUGUGGUACGAAGAGCUGAUCAUCUGACCCCCUGCAAUGUCCCAAUGUUAGCUUAUUCACACUUACAGUUUGGUCAUUAUGAUACACAAAGGUGGUUGGGCCUGAUUAAACCUGCAUGCAAGUGAAUCAAAUCUCAACCCACCAGUCAUGUGGCUUUAAAGCACUUUAAAGUCACUGAAAGUGACAUUUUUUAGAGGAUGCAUUUUUAAUGUUCGUUGCAAAUUUGAAUAUGCAAAUUAGGAGUUGUUUCAGUGCGUGGCUGAAUCGUUUGGUGUUAGUCUGAACCCAAUCAUAUUGGCUUGGGUAUGUCCCUAGCUCUUUAGUGGGUGUUUGUUAUACAACAGCAAGAACUCUGUGUCACUGGAUAAAUAGUGUCCCCAAACAAAACAUAGCAAUGAUACAAUAUAAUGUGUUUUUCUAUUUAUUACAAUGGAAAGCAGACACACAACCACUAAUGAUUUGUCGAAGUGGAGACACACAGUAAGAUGCUCCAUUGCCCUAAAGAAUUAGGAAUCUUAGAACUGCAGCAUAUGGGCCUCUAAGGGGCAUAUUUAUUAUAGUGCCCAUAGCAAUCAAUCAGCUCUUUCUUUUUGUUUUCUAACUUGUAAGGGACCGUUCAAAUCCAAUAGCUGAUUGGUUGCUAUGGGCAACAUCACUGGUGAUGUCAGCUUACACACUAUAAUAACUAUUCCCCUUAGUGUUACGCUGUCAUGAAGGGAUAAAGCAUGGAUAGUCAUGGCAUUCUAAUAAAGCUCGGAGACUUAGUGGGGAAUCUAACUGCACUGAUAAAUAGUAGCGGUAAUAUAACCUGACACUGUAACACUUUUUUUAGAGGGAUAUUGUUAAAGGCAUACUGUUGUCAGAAAACAUACCUAAAAACAAUACAUAAUAUUAGGUAAAAUAGUGUACAUUAAAAAAAAAUCACUUCUGAAAAAAAUUUACUGUUUUGUGAUGGUAUGGCAAAUUAUGCAUUUAUAUCCUGGUAGUCAUGUGAUGUUUUCGUUCCACUCUGGAAAAAAAUGAGCUCUGAACAAAUGAAAUACUUUGAAAUAAAAUAAUAACAUAAAUGAACAAAGCACUAGUAAAGGAAAAGCCCCAUAAUUCCCUUUCCCUGGCCACCAUGUUGGAAUCCACAGAUUGCAGCAUUAAAUUAACUAUUCAGUAUAAAAAUGAAAUAGAUAGGCUGUGCAGUUAGUUAGCCAAAAAUGUACCCUAUAAGGGCUGAGGUGAGCGGAUAGCCAGAACACAACCCUUCUUUUGUCUCUCUAACCUGUUAGUAGUCAGUAACCAAUAAUUGACUUGGGGGUGGGGCAUAGGUUUGUUUGCUUUUAAAUCUGACCUGUGUGCUAAGGAUCAGUUCUAACUGAACAGUUAUGUCCCAUGUGGCCCCCCCUAAAGUCACUGAUUAACUACGAGGUUAGAGAGCUGAAAGCAGGUUCUAUUAGGUAGUGUUCUGGCUAUUAUGCUGACACUCCAUGUUGCUCACUCCAGUCUUUUUACACGUUUGGCUAGCUAACUUCUUUAUUUCGCACAACAUUUAUUUACCCAAGUCAGCACUUUGCACACAUGCUCUGACUGCCUUGUACUUCCCCUAGGUAGGGACACAAGGAGUGAUCUAAGCCACAGAUUCCUUAAUUUAUUUCAUUCUGAAGGGCUGCAAAACGAGCUAUGUAGCUCAGGCCUCAGGAUAUUCUAACAUACAGUAGCCUCUGGGUGUGUGGGGAUCUUCUUUAUGACUUUUCUUUCCCUUUUACAAAAAUAUACAAAAGAAGUAAGGUGAUGAAAGUAUCACCACCUAUUUAUAUUCUGGACCCAGAAGCAAACGUUUGCCCUUCUCUGCACGUUUAGUUUAGUAUUCUCGUUUAACUCUCGUUAAUUCUCGUUAAUUCUUAGUAUAUAAACGUUUAGUAUUCUCUGCAAUACUAUUCCAAUGCCACAGCAUCCUCUGUGCAGCCCUGGUUUAUCAUAUGCGCCUUACAGAAAUUCUUCACCUACUCCUGUACUGCCCAUGUGCAAGUGCAGAGGAUGCUGGGGACACCAUUAGAGUAGCAGUGCAGAGAAGAAAAGGACCCUAGGCUGCUGCAUUGGAAAAAGAGUAGUCCCAGCAGGGGGUCUGUAGUAAGCAAGUAGAAUUACAGGGGGUUGCCUAACAACUUGGGACCCCCAGUGAAUAUGCCUUUUCUUGUAGAGGAGACUUCUACCUUGGAUGCCGUUUAACAAGGUAACUUUGGCGUAUGUAAUCAUCAAAUGUAAAGGAAGGAACUGUUUUGUAUACAUAACCCUACCACAUAGACAGUUGCCCUGUUCAUGUAUCCAUGCCUACAGCCCUACCAGUUAAUCUGUGCUUUUCUAAUACUUUGUAAAAUAGCUUUGAUUGUUUGUUUCCAGAGUAUAUUUUUAUAUGUUAUUUUUGUACAGCCCAACCGGGCAGCGAGGGGUAUGCUGUAGGUAUGUACAAAAUUGCCUUUUGUUUUCUAAGAUGGCUGGAGAUCCUGGUGGAAAGCAUGAACUUUGCAGCUGAACAAAGCCUCUCUCCCAUGGGGCCAAUGAUGUACAGAGUUUGAAAUUAAAUGUUUUAUAUUUGUUUUAUA